UGGAAAUGUGAGUUUUCCUUUUUCUAUGAAUCAGUCACAACCUGAUUGUGGAUUGUACACUAUACAUUGUGAUGUUACUCCGAAUCCAACAAUUCACCUAGGAGAAAAUGCUUAUAGUGUUCUGCAAAAACGGUCGUUUGAUCGUUUUCGAGUUUUAGACCAUAGGCUUCAUGACUUAUUGGCGAAAAACAGUUGUCAAUCUUUCGAUCGAAGUAUAUCGUUUCCAAGUUCUCCUUCUAUCUCGUUUAGAAUCUACAAACCCCAUCUUGCCUUGUUUAGAUGCAAUGACAGUCUAGAUAUUGAUGCGAGCAUGAAUGAUCAUUAUUUUCGCGACUAUCAGAACUAUACUAAAUGUAGUGGCUUCAACAUAUACUACACGAUUCCGAAUAGUGAACGGGAAGGUUCCUCGGAUUCACCAGAGGGAGAUAUUCCGGAUAACUGUUCAUUGAUUCAAUUGCCUUGGAGGUCAAGCUCAAACGCUCAAAAUAGUAGUAGCUUGUUUGAUCUCAUUACUGCAAAUUUUACAAUUCAGUGGACCCUGUCUGAUGAUUGUAGUAAUUGUUACUCUCAAGGAGGAGGUAGAUGUUUAACUGACAACAAUAACAAAUUUCUUUGUUCCACCUAUCCCCCAAAGCCAAAAGAAAGUCGAAACGUACUCUAG
Messenger RNA from Solanum dulcamara, 661 nucleotides. RefSeq lists its product as uncharacterized. Lineage: Eukaryota; Viridiplantae; Streptophyta; Magnoliopsida; Solanales; Solanaceae. Bases 26 to 661 code for a protein of 211 amino acids. The record is from RefSeq and is a predicted model, not a curated record. The transcript is spliced from 2 exons.